This is a messenger RNA of Prorocentrum cordatum, 2783 nucleotides long. The record is from the annotation of a GenBank genome assembly. NCBI's taxonomy places the organism in Eukaryota, Dinophyceae, Prorocentrales, Prorocentraceae.
GUUUGUUUUCAAGUAUACCCUGCACAGUUCAAGAUGGUUCCGACACCGGCCUAGAGGCAUCCGAUAAGGUUUGGGCCCCUUCAGUAGCCAUUCUGGCUCAAGUGUAUCGGCUCCAGAGCUCCAGAGCCGUUGCGCAACCAACACUCAUAACACCAACAUUCUGCCUUGUAUCAUCCACGCUCAUCUCCGCGCCUCCGCGGAAGCCCGCGCACAUGUCGGUGCAGACGUCCCUCAUCACGGUGCCCAUGUUGCAGAAGGUCACGAUUCUCAUGGGCGUCUUUCUGUUCACCUGCAGUGGCCCCACGGCUGCUGCCAUGAAGCUGUUGGACGUCCACAGGUUGGACGCCCGCGCGAACACGACGCAGCAGACCCCUGCGUGCGACGGAUCUGGGCUGAGCGCGACCGUGGUUCGGUUUGGUGAUGCUAACUACGACACCGCACGGAGCCAGUUUGCAACAAUCGGAGCUUCUUCGGCCACCGCCGACGAGAGGAUCCAGCCGCAAAUGAUUAUUUUCUGCACUGUUGACUCCCACGUGCAGGAAGCGGUUUCUCUCGCCGAGGUCUGUGGCUUCACGAUCUCCGUGCGGAGCGGUGGGCACAACUACGCCGCCUACUCUUCCUGUCCAGCGAGCAGUCCGCAGUGCAUUCAGGUGGACCUUUCCGGCAUGGAGACCUUCAGCUUGAACCAGACGACGGUGCCGGCGGAGGUCACCAUCGGGGCCGGGCUCACGUUGGAGCAGGUCUACGCGAGUCUGGCGCCCCACGGACUUGCCGUUCCAGGUGGCAUUUGCAAGACGGUUGGGGUCGGAGGACACUACCAGUCCAGCGCCGCUGGUUACUACGGGAGAGCUUUCGGCCUCGGUAUCGACGUGGUGAAGUCCUUCCGGAUCGUCAUGGCUGACGCACAGGUGCACACAGUGGACAAUGUCUCGGACCCAGAUCUGUAUUGGUCGGUGUUAGGGGGUGGGCCCGGCAGUUGGGGGGUCGUGCUGGACUACACGCUCGAGACCUUCGCGGAUGCGGACUACCCCAACUUCAAGACGUUUACGUUUCUGUAUCCGUACUCUCGCGCGAUGCUGCACGCCCUCGGUUCUGUGUAUACCAGUCAAUCGUCAGACACGCUGAUCGACAGGGAUGUGCUGAUCUUGUUCAUGGUGCAUCCAGGCAUCCUGUUCGGCAUUCCGGGGUCCACGGAUGAGCAUUACAUCAUGGUACGAUUUGUAUGGAUGGGCAUGGACAACGGUGCGUUGACUGGCUCUUUGUACGACGCGUAUGUGAAGCCUUGGGAGGACAUUCCGCACAUGACCUUGGCUCCUGUCAUGUCCAUGCCGAUUUCCGUGUUUCCUGGUGCCAUGGCGACGUCUUGGGAUUUGGGCCCCUUCAGAUACCAUAUUCACGCUUUUGGUAUGAAGUCGCAGCCUUCAACCGCAUUCUGGGAUGCCAUCGCAGACGAGGUGGACAUCCGCGUUGCAAUCCCGAACCUGUAUUUCUCUUGGCAGAUCAACCCCGCUGGUGGCCAAAUGGACAGGAACGCGGGCAAAAACGCUUACGUCGUCAGGUACGUCAAGAACUGGGUGGAUGAUUGGGUCUUCUUCUUAGGAGACGCUCUGGCUGAUGUGGCCGAGGAGCGAAUCGUGGCUUUCCGGGAGGCCACCGAACACUUCUGGGAGGAGGACAACGUCGCCCACAGCUGGAUGACCCCGGACACGCUCAUCAACAACACUCACAGUGGACCCGCGGACUUCGCCAUGAACGAGAGCUGGUUCGCGCGGCUGCAGGACGUGAAGACCAGGGUCGACCCCACCGACCUCUUCCACAUGGCGGUGACGAUACCCCCGAGGGCCUCGGCCAGCGCCGUGGGCGACCCGCACCUGCAGAACGUCCACGGCGAGCGCUUCGACCUGCUGCAGCCUGGCAGGCACACCCUGCUCGAGAUCCCGAGGCGCGCGGCCGCGGAGAGCGUGCUGCUGCUCGUCGAGGCGGAGGCGCGCCACGACGGCUCGGCGUGCGCGGACGUCUACUUCCGGGCGCUGAAUAUCACCGGGCAGUGGCCCGAGGCCAGGGCGAAGGGUGGUCUCCGCUUCCGCGCGCACGAUGAUACCCGCAGACCGUCCAAGUGGAUGAACUUCGCAGGCGUCAGCCUGAGGGUCGCGCACGGGCACACCACGCAGGGCGCCCGCUAUCUGAAUCUGUACGUCAAGCACCUCUCGAAGACCGGCUUCGCUAUCGGGGGGCUGCUCGGAGAGGACGACCACGAGAUGGCCUCGACCCCUUUGGAAUCGUGCCGGCGCAGCACUUCGCUCCUCUCGGCCGACACGAGCGCGCCUGCCGCCUCGACCGCAGAGGCAAGCCUUGAGUAGGCCCCUAGUACUUCUCGAGUGGCCCGCUCAGCGGACCAGCGAUUCUGCCUGGGUGGACGUUCCACGCAGACGCUCCUGUGCACUUUUGCCAAUCGGCGCAGAUGUAUCGGAGAUGGCCCCGGCUGUGGGAUCUCCGCAAUUAUCUAGAUGCUGAUCAGUUUUCUAGGUCCUUUUCUUAUAUGAACUUCCCAGCUGUUUCCUUGAGCUGUUUCCUGAAGUUCCCUUAUUAUAUCAACGGAGCCGUCGGGCGCUGCAACACGGCUUCCGCUGCGCCUCUUCCCCCAGGCGCUGCCCCAGCGCCCAAGCGUGCGGGGCAGCGCGCGGCGAGGGCGAGCCGACUUCGAGGGGCUGUGCCUCGCCGAGCCGCUCGCUGCGCCCGUGCGCGCCGCCGCCGAAAAAAAAAAGAUAUAGAGUCCGGGCCCC